AUGUAUCAAUAUUUAAUAGUAUGCGAAAUGCGAAUCGCUAAUAUGUGAUUAUAAAUGUGUAACUCGAUUACUGCUGUAUUUAUUUUAUACUAAAUUCCGUAUUUAUGUAAAGCAUUGUCUUAACUCAUUAUCAUUAGAAAAUGGUUCUUAAUACCGUGUUUGGGAUUUAAAAAUACGAAAUGUUUUACAUUCUUUAAUUGCUUUACAAAACAUUUAAACAUUAUACAUUAUCAUGUAAUGAAAUCAACACCGUACAUAUAGUUUCUGGCAUUUCUGCACUCUUCUAGAAUAAUUUUCCGAGAUCCAAUAGCUUACUCAAACGCAUACAAUAAUUCACAAGUACGUACAUUCGUGAAUCCAGUCGUUGAAUAAAUAAAAUGGAAAUUAUUGGCGAUUAUGAAUAUAACAGUGCCAAUCGCUUGGGACUUGGAGCUUUUGCUAUUGUCUUCAAGGGACGCUCUAGAAAAAAACCAGACAUGGAUGUAGCUGUAAAAACAAUAAUGAAAAAGAAUAUACCAAAAACACAAAGUCUACUAAAAAAAGAAAUAGAUAUUCUGAGGAAACUAACAGUUCUUCAACACGAUAAUGUUGUACAUCUUUUGGAAUGUCUGGAUACUGAUGAUGCAUUUCAUUUGGUUAUGGAGUAUUGUAAUGGCGGUGAUUUACAAGAUUAUUUAAAUGUUAAAGGAUGUUUAAGUGAAGACACGAUACAAAUAUUUUUAAGACAACUUGCUGGAGCAAUGUAUGAAUUUAAUAAACAAGGAAUACUUCACAGAGACUUAAAACCUCAAAACAUCCUAUUGAAGUUUUCAGGAGAAACUCGUUAUCCAGAACCUAACCAAAUUACUUUAAAAAUUGCCGAUUUUGGAUUUGCUCGAUGCUUGGAUGAAGGAGUAAUGGCAGCUACUAUGUGUGGUUCUCCAAUGUAUAUGGCUCCCGAAGUAAUUAUGUCAUUACAAUAUGAUGCUAAGGCAGAUUUGUGGAGUUUAGGUACAAUUAUAUUUCAAUGUUUGGCUGGUAAAGCUCCAUUCUUCGCCAAUUCACCUGCAGGAUUAAAACAAAUUUAUGAAAAAACUAGCAAUUUAAUGCCAAAAAUACCUCCAGGCACAUCAUCAGAUUUAUCAAACUUAUUGUAUGGUCUUUUAAAGAGAAAUCCAAAGGAUAGAAUAUCGUUUGAAACCUUUUUUGAUCAUGCCUUUUUAAAAAUGAAACCUCCACCAGUUACGAUGCCAUCUCCACUUGCUAACAGCCCAAAAAUGCCAUCAGUUUUUGAUCAAGGUUAUCAAUAUUCAGUCAGUCCUGAUCUUUCUGAUGAAUAUGUAAUAGUGCCUUCAAACAUACCAGCAUAUCACGAGAAAGAAAUUAGUGCUAGCCCUCCAAGACCAAGUACACUUUCCAUACAAGCUCAACAGGAUUAUAAUAAUCCACGAUCUCCAUUGAAAUCUGUACCUAGAUCUCAGCCAAUUACAAUGAAUCCAAGAACUUCGAAGAAUAUAAGUGGACCUGAUUUCUGUUCUAUAUCUCCGCCAUCAGUUCAGUUUAUGCUCGGAACUCCUCCAUCGGGAAGAAGAAUUUCAGAAACUCCACCAUAUAAUACAUGGAACUUUACACCAACAAGUUCUCCAUUAAAGAAAUCAGUUCUAAGUUCACCAAUUUUGAACACACAACCGUUCACAUUUAACACAAAUCAAAAAAUAGGAACAGUUGGCCUGCCUUUCAGUAAUAAUAACCGCACUAUGACUUUACCUGAACUUGGAAACAUAACUUUUCCAGAACUACCGCAAGAAACAAUAUUAGAAAAAGAACACAUAGAAACAUUAGCCAAACUUAAUUUCGUAUUAGCAUUGGUUGAAUGUAUUGUUGAAUGUGCUUCUCCUAAAAGACCACGUUAUGAACGAUUAGUGCUUUUAAUUAGAGCAUUACAAUUACUUAGCUCUAGUUUAAGUAUUGCUACAUCUGAACUUAAAGCUGGUCGUUUACAACCUUCAACAAAUGUUAAAAAUGUGGUACAACAGCUUAAUGAAACUUUUCAUAAAGUUCUGGAUGACUGUAAGCAAAUCAAUGUACCAAAUAUGUUACAUAAUACAUCAUCAUCCACUACUACAGCUGAAAAGUUAUUAUAUGAUUAUGCUGUAGAAAUUUGUGCUAAAGCAGCAUUAAAAGAACUGGGCAAUACACCAUAUGAUUAUUUUAAAUCUUAUCAGACAGCACAAAUCCUCUUACAUAGUUUGUCUCAACAAGUAAAUUCUCCGAGCGACAAAGAAAUAUUAAUAAGAUAUCGAGAUGCAGUUGAAAAAAGAUUGUCUAUUUUACAAGACCAAGGUUAUGUUUACUCAAACACAGUUAAUGGCAACAAUUCAACUUAUUAAUACUGAUAAAUGAUAAUAAUGUGCUUACUAAUUCUUUUCUUUACAAUAUUCUAGUCUUUAGUAUUUAUAUGUAAAAAUAUGUUAUUUGACAUGGUCCUUAUUAAUUUCUCUAUUAAACUAAAUCAUUGAAACAUAAUAAUAUUUACACUAACAACUCUAUCCCUAUGUAAUAAUUAUUAUUUAUUAUGUAAAAUGAUUAUAAUUUUGAUAUAUAAUUUUUAUUAUUGUUUGUAAAUUACGAUUACAUUAUAGAUAAAUAAUCGGUAAUCGAUAAGUUAAAUACCAAUUUAAAAUAACUGUUUAAUAUUUAGUAAACAGUGAUUUAUAUAUAAUUCAAUAAUAUUUAUUUACCAUCUUUAUUGUUUUUUUAUUAUUCUAAGAGAAUAAUUUUUAUUGUAAUAUUUUACAAUUCCGUCGUAUUUGUGAAAUUUUACAAAAUUAUUUUAUAGAGUAUUUAUAUGAUACAUGUAUGAAUAUUUAAAAACUAAAAAUAAAUUUUACAAUAUUUAAUACUUAUAUUUAAAUAUUAAUAAUUAAUAAAAUUUAAUGUAUUUUGAAAGUUUAAUUUUAACAAAUUGAAUUAACAGAAUGCCCAUACCUAAUAAUUUUCUAUCACUUAACUAUAAACUACAUUGCUCACUAGCUCACAUCAUAUUAUUAUAUGAUAUCUAAUUAAAUUCCUUGUAUUGCUUAAAUAAUAAUCAUAAAGUUACAAGUACAAAAAUAACUAUUCAAAGUAGAACUUAAUUAAAAUUAAUAAAAUGUCACUAUUAUUGGAGAAAAAUUUUUUUUGUUACUAAUGAAGUAAUUAAUAUCAUGAAUGCUUGUAUAUAUUUAUAUAAUAUAAAUACUGUAUAUUAUAUACUAUAUUAUGUUAUAUUAUAUUUGUUCUUGGUUAUAGGUACUAUUGAAAAUUGUUAAUUUCUUAAUCAUGAUGGAAAUUGGUGGAUAAUAAUAUUUAUUGUCAUUGUUAUAUUACAAACUAGCUGAAUAACCCGGCUUCGCCCGUGUACAGUUUUUUGUGUUACCUACUUUAACUUUUAUUUUAUCAUUUUUUUAUACUUAUUACAGACUGCUUUUAGAUAAUAUGUUGAUCCUAGAUUGCCCAUGUAUUGUAACAAUCAUAAGUCGGCAAAAAAUAUACAUUAUGGUGUUGUAUAAAUCAAAAAAAAAUAUU
This is a messenger RNA of Aphis gossypii (cotton aphid), 3546 nucleotides long. It is a transcript of the gene Atg1, whose product is annotated as serine/threonine-protein kinase unc-51. The record is from RefSeq and is a predicted model, not a curated record. Gene Ontology annotation, cellular component: autophagosome; cytoplasm. Bases 378 to 2369 code for a protein of 663 amino acids. Gene Ontology annotation, molecular function: protein serine/threonine kinase activity; ATP binding. Gene Ontology annotation, biological process: protein autophosphorylation; positive regulation of autophagy; peptidyl-serine phosphorylation. Lineage: Eukaryota; Metazoa; Arthropoda; Insecta; Hemiptera; Aphididae. The transcript has 21 exons.